Pneumocystis murina B123 is the source of this 573-nucleotide messenger RNA. RefSeq lists its product as hypothetical. Gene Ontology annotation, biological process: translation. The coding region runs from base 1 to 573 and encodes 190 amino acids. Gene Ontology annotation, cellular component: ribosome; cytosolic large ribosomal subunit. The transcript has 4 exons. Lineage: Eukaryota; Fungi; Ascomycota; Pneumocystomycetes; Pneumocystales; Pneumocystaceae. Gene Ontology annotation, molecular function: RNA binding; structural constituent of ribosome. The record is from RefSeq and is a predicted model, not a curated record.
AUGGUAAAUUUAAAAUCUCAGAAACGUUUAGCUGCAGCUGUUCUUGGGUGUGGCAAACGGAAGAUCUGGAUUGACCCUAAUGAAAUAUCAGAAAUUAGUAAUGCUAAUUCACGCCAAAAUAUACGCAGAUUAAUUAAGGACGGUUUGAUCAUCCGUAAGCCUCCUGUCAUUCAUUCUCGUUUUCGUGUCCGUCUUUUGCAUGCUUCUAAGAGUAAAGGUCGUCAUAUGGGACCAGGAAAACGUAAAGGAACAGCAAAUGCACGUUGUAGUUCUAAAUUUCAAUGGCAAUGUCGUUUGCGUGUACUUCGUCGUUUGCUGCGUAGAUAUAGAGAUGAUGGGAAGAUUGAUAAAUGCUUAUAUCAUACGUUAUACGCAAAGGCAAAGGGGAAUCAGUUUAAGCACAAAAGGGCUUUGGUCGAAUAUAUUCAUCGUGAGAAAGCGGAAGCAGCACGAUCUAAUCUAAUUCAACAACAAAUGGAGGCUAGACGAGCUAAGGCAAAGGCUGCAAGGGAAAGACGUACUCUACGCAUUAUUGAAAAAAGAAACGAAUUUCUUAAAGCUGAUGAAAAAUGA